Melampsora larici-populina 98AG31 is the source of this 801-nucleotide messenger RNA. RefSeq lists its product as uncharacterized. The record is from RefSeq and is a predicted model, not a curated record. Lineage: Eukaryota; Fungi; Basidiomycota; Pucciniomycetes; Pucciniales; Melampsoraceae. Bases 1 to 801 code for a protein of 266 amino acids. The transcript has a single exon.
AUGGUACGAUAUCAAGCUGAAAAAUAUGACGUCCUAGAAGCGCAGAAGUCAUCUCCAAUAGCUCCUAGACUUAUCGCCCACAAACAAAACGUGUUGAACAUCCAAAUCAAGUGUUACGGCAAGUGGACGCCAGCUAUGAGGUACGACAUCGCACAUCGCCGUAACGUCUGGGAAAAUCGCCUACUUGAUGGUUCAAUGGCAGAUGUAGGGAUGUUCAAUGCAGAGUUGGCCGAAAUAGCUAAAGAGGACGCAAAACACUUCGGAGACUAUCAAUAUGUCGAUAACCCCUAUGCUUUUGGGAAUGUGAUGCAACAUGUCAGCCCGAUCAAUGGGGAGACUUACCCUGCAAACGCGUCCUGGGAUUCAAACAGCGCCCUCAUAGACACGCAAGCUGAAAUGUUGACAGGAAGGAAUCUCUCUUCAGUGACCAACUUACCAAUACAUCAACCGAUCGCAGCAGCAGUUAAAAAUCCCAGCUCAGGAAAAGUGGCCGGAAACAGUUACAAAGGGAGGAACUACAACCCAAUGUAUGAUAGGACCCUUAGCCAUCACGCUUCACAAUGGAAUCAUCCUGCAGGUAGUGGGUAUAAUGAAGAGUUCGGAAUGACUUACUCAAACGGUAGGGGAACUGGUUGGAGAGGCGGAAGUCGAGGAAAUCCGUCAAGGGGGAGUAGAGGAGGUGCCCGAGGAGGAGGAGUUCGGCCGGCGAUAGGCCCUGGAAGUUUUGAUAAAGCCUUGGGAGUAGCUGGAAACAAAGGGAAAGAGAAAAGUGUUGCGAGUGGACAGUCUAACUCAACGUAA